CCGGCCCGUCACGGGCUGGGCCGGCCCCCGCGCCCAGGCAGCCGCUCUCUGCUGACUGGGGUGUGGGCGGGGAGCGGCGGAGGGAGGAGGAGGCGCUGCUGGCCGCCGCCGUUGCCUCCUCUGCUGGGCGCCCAGGCAGCUCCCUGGGUUUCUGAGGCCGCCAUGGACGAGCAGGCGGGCCCCGGCGUCUUCUUCAGCAACAACCACCCGGGCGCCGGCGCUGCUAAGGGGCUCGGGCCUCUGGCGGAGGCUGCCGCGGCCGGCGACGGGGCGGCCACGGCGGGGGCGGCCCGAGCCCAGUACAGCCUCCCGGGGAUCCUGCACUUCCUGCAGCACGAGUGGGCUCGCUUCGAGGUGGAGAGAGCCCAGUGGGAGGUGGAGCGGGCGGAGCUGCAGGCCCAGAUUGCCUUCCUUCAGGGGGAAAGGAAAGGUCAAGAAAAUUUGAAGAAGGAUCUUGUGAGGAGGAUCAAAAUGUUGGAAUAUGCUCUUAAACAGGAAAGAGCCAAAUACCACAAGUUGAAAUAUGGGACAGAAUUGAAUCAGGGAGAUAUGAAGCCUCCAAGCUAUGAUUCUGAUGAAGGUAAUGAAACAGAAGUGCAGCCACAACAAAACAGCCAGUUAAUGUGGAAACAGGGUCGACAGCUACUCCGACAGUAUCUCCAGGAGGUGGGUUACACGGAUACUAUUCUAGAUGUGAAAUCCAAACGAGUCCGUGCUUUGUUGGGCUUUUCAAGUGAUGUCACUGACAGGGAAGAUGACAAAAAUCAGGACUCAGUUAUAAAUGGCACAGAGGCUGAAAUUAAGGAAACAGCAAUGAUUGGAAAAUCCGAGUUAACAGAUUCUGCCUCCGUGCUGGAUAAUUUCAAAUUCCUUGAAAAUGCAGCUACAGAUUUCAGCGAUGAAGAUGAAGAUGAUGAUGUUGAUGGAAGAGAGAAAAGUGUCAUUGAUACUUCAACGAUUGUUAGGAAAAAAGUAUUGCCUGAGAGUAGUGAAGAUCGAGCUACAAAAGAAGCCCUAAAGGAAUUUGACUUCUUAGUUACAUCGGAAGAAGGAGACAGUGAAUCUAGAAGUGCAGGCGAUGGGACAGACUGGGAAAAGGAAGACCAGUGUCUCAUGCCUGAAGCCUGGAAUGUGGACCAGGGAGUAAUUACCAAACUCAAGGAACAAUACAAAAAGGAGAGAAAGGGGAAAAAGGGGGUGAAGAGAAAAACUACCGAAGAUCUGUUUCAGCCUCUAUCCUAUAUAAAACAGUCAAAACAGGGAUGUGGGAGAAUGAAGAAUCAAAGCUCAGGGCCCAAUAGGUCCAAACUACAAGAUAUGCUUGCUAAUUUGAGAGAUGUUGAUGAACUUCCUUCAUUGCAGCCAUCUGUGGGUUCACCUUCCAGGCCCAGCAGUUCCAGGAUUCCUGAACAUGAAAUUAAUAGGGCAGAUGAAGUGGAAGCCCUGACGUUUCCUCCUUCUUCUGGGAAGUCAUUCAUUAUGGGAACAGAUGAAGCCCUCGAAAGUGAACUGGGACUUGGAGAAUUAGCAGGCCUCACCGUGGCCAAUGAAGCAGAUUCACUGGCUUAUGACAUAGCAAAUAAUAAAGAUGCAUUGAGGAAGACAUGGAACCCUAAGUUUACUUUGAGAAGUCACUUUGAUGGCAUUCGAGCCCUUGCUUUCCACCCCACUGAGCCUGUUUUGAUAACAGCAUCGGAGGACCACACGUUGAAAAUGUGGAAUUUGCAGAAAACAGCCCCAGCUAAAAAGAGUACUUCUCUUGACGUAGAGCCCAUCUAUACAUUCAGGGCUCAUAAAGGUCCGGUGCUUUGUGUGGUAAUGAGCAGCAGUGGUGAGCAGUGUUAUAGUGGUGGUACUGAUGGACUGAUCCAGGGCUGGAAUACCACUAAUCCCAACAUCGAUCCCUAUGAUUCUUAUGAUCCUUCUGUUUUGAGAGGCCCUCUGCUAGGCCACACAGAUGCAGUUUGGGGUUUGGCUUACAGUGCGGCACAUCAGCGUUUGUUGUCCUGUUCAGCAGAUGGCACUCUUCGUUUAUGGAACACAACUGAGGUUGCUCCAGCACUCACUGUAUUUAAUGAUAAUCAAGAAUUGGGAAUCCCUGCCUCAGUGGAUCUAGUGAGCAGUGACCCAAGCCAUAUGGUAGCAUCAUUCAGCAAAGGAUAUACGAGCAUCUUCAAUAUGGAGACACAGCAACGUAUUCUCACGUUAGAAUCCAAUCUAGAUUCAAUGUCUAGCUCCUCCUGCCAAAUAAAUAGAGUCAUCAGUCAUCCCACUCUUCCGAUCAGUAUCACUGCUCAUGAAGAUAGACACAUCAAAUUCUAUGAUAACAAUACAGGCAAACUGAUCCAUUCAAUGGUAGCCCACCUAGAAGCCGUUACAAGUUUAGCAGUUGAUCCUAAUGGCCUCUACUUGAUGUCUGGCAGUCAUGACUGUUCAAUACGUUUAUGGAAUCUAGAAAGUAAGACAUGUAUCCAAGAGUUCACAGCUCAUCGGAAAAAAUUUGAAGAAUCAAUUCAUGAUGUAGCUUUCCACCCAUCCAAAUGCUAUAUAGCCAGCGCUGGAGCUGAUGCACUGGCUAAAGUCUUUGUAUGACAUGAUGCGUCAUCUUCACCCUCUAGCUCUUUAUAAAUAAAUCAACUGCACAAAAGAGAUACAGAAGACCAGGGAAAAAUCAACUGUCCCUGCCCUUUUGUUCUGCUGAAGGAGCACAGAAAACAUUUGUUAAAGUAUAGUUUUGCAAUUCCUGUACUAUUUUCUAAAAUUGAGGUUUGUUCAGGUUGCUGCAAGCUCAGUUGAAUCUGAAAACUGUUUCAAAUUUCCCCCAGAGACACUUACUUCUGAAGUUCUAAUUCACUAGGCGGACCUGAAGAAACACAGGUUUAGCUUGUCCUUAUUGAGGAAAUGAGACGUGAUGUAGUGUGGAUAAUUAAAAGUUCAAUGGCUGGAAAUGAUAGAGGAAGAACAAAAACCUACACCUACUUCUCCCCUGAGAAAUCCUGGUAAACAUAUUAGGUAGUCAAAACAGUGAGCUUUAUUAUCUGCGGUACUAGCCCCAUCAUUUAUAAUGACCAGACCAUUGUUAAAAUGAACUUUUAGUUUAGCUCCCCUUGAAACUAUUUGCAUAAAACACAUGACAAAGAUUAUACCUAUUAAGGACAAAAAUGCAAUAAUGUGUUUCAUAAAUUAAUAUUCGUAAAUGCUGAACAAAUAUUUGUAAGCAGAUACUUAACAGUUUUGAAAGUAGAUUUGGUACCAUUCUAAAGUUUAGCUAUUGAACAUUGAACAUUUCUGAAGAAUAGUUGAGAGUCUACUUUUACUAAAGUAUCUAAAUUAAAGGUUCUGUUUAUUUUUAAGGGUAAACAGGCAUUUCUUUAUAAUAAUUUCUAUUUUAAAAUUUACCUUAUUUGUGUGAUAGUUAUAGUACCAGAGUGAUUAUUUCAUUCUGAUGCAAUUUUACCUUUCUGUGACUAAAAAAGACAGAAGUUAAUUGCUAGUAUUCAUUUGUUAACUCCCACAUAACUGUGCUUUCCACAUCAUCUAUCUUCAUUUUUUCCCACAUUCAUGUUGUCUGACACCUAAUAAAAAUAGUUCAUAAUUAUUAUGUUUUAAAAGUCCAAAGAGUAUGGUUAGUGUCAGGCAGCUGCUUUUACAGCAUUGCCAAAUAAAACAAAAUUUUAUACCCUAGAAGUCCUCUGUUAGUAUCUCUAAGAAGAAUCUCUUGAAAAUCUGAAUGGAAUAGUGUAAUACCGAUGUUGAUUAAAAGGCCCUCUCUCUUUUUAAUUAGAA
Molecule: messenger RNA, 3786 nt
Organism: Chinchilla lanigera (long-tailed chinchilla)
Lineage: Eukaryota; Metazoa; Chordata; Mammalia; Rodentia; Chinchillidae
Gene: Strn
Product: striatin, calmodulin binding protein
Exons: 19
Coding region: 163-2592 (809 amino acids)
Cellular component (GO): dendrite
Molecular function (GO): protein-containing complex binding; armadillo repeat domain binding; protein phosphatase 2A binding
Source: RefSeq, a predicted model, not a curated record